AUGUCGACCGACGAAAGCUACACGUAUCACGAUGUUGUCUUAGACAUCCAAGGGCAGAUUGGUGUCAUAAAGCUGAAUCGGCCUAGGGCCCUCAACUCUUUCGGCGGUAACAUGCAGAUUGAGGUCUUGACGGCAUUAAGAGUACUCGAUGAACAUCCCACAACUGUCUUCACCGUCUUGACUGGGGAAGGACGUUUUUUCUCUAGUGGAGCUGAUGUGAAAGCUGAAGCAAGCCGCGAGGAGCGAGUGUUUGGGAGUGCGGCCGAGAAGAAAGUUUUUUACAUGUCCAUGUUUGCCAGCGCGAUGGAGACUCUGAGAUCGUUGAUAACUCAUACAAAGAUCCUGGUUGUUGCAUUGAAUGGGCCUGCAGUUGGUGGUGGGGCAGCUUGGUUCCCAGCGGUUGCUGAUAUCACAGUAGCAUCAGAGACGUCGUACUUGCAAGUUCCAUUCAGUCAGCUGGGCUUGGUACCUGAAUAUGGAUGCGCCGUUCACUUCAGACAACUAAUUGGCCCACAUCGAGCCAACGACUUUUUGAUGUUUGGUAGGAAGAUCUCCAACCAAGAGAUGGUCGACUGGGGGAUUGUGAGCACGAUUUUGCCAGUGAAGGGAUUCGACAAGGCCGUGUUGGCGUUCCUCAAGGAUAAACUUGACGUCAACGAUGGCAGAAGCAUGAUCGAGGCCAAGAGACUUCAAAACGAGCCUCUACGGGCUGAGCGACUGCUGGCUGUCUACGAAGCAGCCGAUGCAUUGGCUGAGCGGUUUGUGAUCAACGCUCCCCGGGAUAGAUUCCUGCAGCAGAGUGCAAAAUUACGCGGUAAGACUGGCUGA
This is a messenger RNA of Exophiala mesophila, 828 nucleotides long. RefSeq lists its product as uncharacterized. Gene Ontology annotation, biological process: fatty acid beta-oxidation. The record is from RefSeq and is a predicted model, not a curated record. Lineage: Eukaryota; Fungi; Ascomycota; Eurotiomycetes; Chaetothyriales; Herpotrichiellaceae. The transcript has 3 exons. Bases 1 to 828 code for a protein of 275 amino acids. Gene Ontology annotation, cellular component: peroxisomal matrix.